Chanos chanos (milkfish) is the source of this 1120-nucleotide messenger RNA. RefSeq names its product alpha-ketoglutarate dehydrogenase subunit 4 (gene kgd4). The transcript has 5 exons. NCBI's taxonomy places the organism in Eukaryota, Metazoa, Chordata, Actinopteri, Gonorynchiformes, Chanidae. Gene Ontology annotation, cellular component: oxoglutarate dehydrogenase complex. Gene Ontology annotation, biological process: 2-oxoglutarate metabolic process. Gene Ontology annotation, molecular function: oxoglutarate dehydrogenase (succinyl-transferring) activity. Bases 171 to 506 code for a protein of 111 amino acids. The record is from RefSeq and is a predicted model, not a curated record.
AACAGUAAUUAAAAUAAUCGUACCAAUAUAUCAGCCUAUAGAGGCACUGGUGUGUCAGUGCAGUUAGCCCCAUGACUCUGGAUAUGGUGGGGAAAAUCAAGAUAUUUACAUAGCUAGACAUUAUUUUUUGCUAGCACUUUUUAACCCGGAAGAAGAACUUGAAUGUCGUCAUGGGGAGUAAAAUGAGUGGCAAAAUGGCAGCAGCCAGUCGGGUCGUGCAGGUUGUAAAGCCUCAUGCGCCACUAAUCAAAUUUCCAAAUCGAAAGGACUUCCCGAAACCAAAUGUUCAGGAAGUCCUGAAAAUGUUUGCAGCCAGCCCUCCACAGAUGUCUCCUUCUCCAACAGCACCAUCAAUAGCACUUCCCUCCAGCCCUCCUGGACCAGCCGCCCGCCUCCCUGGUACCCCUGACACUGUGGCCACUGUUAAAGAGCUCCCCCAGAGGUACAGGAGGAGGCCUCUAGCACUAGACGAGAUGGAUUAUAUCCAGCGCGGUGGACCAGAGUGACAGUGACACAGUUCAAAUCCCACCCAGACUCUUUAUCUGUUAAAAUCUGUUUUCUGUUUGUCGUUGCCUAUCUGUUUUCCUCAACAUAAGAGGAGUUGAUGCCACAUUCAUCAUAAAUAAUAUACAGAAAUAACCUAUUUAAUUAUUGUUAAAAAAUGUACAUAAAAAUUAUUUUUGAACAUGUAAUUGUGUAGAUAUUGCUGAAAUGUUUGACUCGUGUGUCCAUAAGCUGCGUGUAUGCAGCCUGGACGUUUAGUGUGUGAGUUUCAGUCAUUACCUGAAGCACACAAACCUCAGUGGUCCACUAUGGAAAUACAGACAGUCAAAUUUGAUCUCCAACGUGUAGCUACAACACUCUUCUCACUACAGUGAUAUCUUUAUACAACAGCUUUAUACACACAGCAUGUUCUUUGGCGUGCCCUCUUUGUUCAGCCAACUCAGCUGUUAUGGACAUGAGUAAAAGAAGAGAAGACAGGUUGCGUCCUCCUGCCUCUGUGUCAAAAUACCUGGUGUAUGUGCGAGGACAAAGCUCAUUUUAUGACUCAGUUCAGAAACUGGACUCAUUACCUGUUUCUCAAGAUAUAAAGAAUGACUUAAUAAAAGACUUAAUAUGG